AUGUCCAGCCAGGCACCCGCCACAGCGACGACGGUUGAGGAGUACACCUCGGCCAAGUCGCUCGUCAACCUGCGCAAGCAGCUCAAGUACAUCGUCAUUGGCUCCGUCCUCACCUGGUACUUCCAGGUGCCUGCCCACCUCACCGACGCCUUGUCGCUUGGCAUCCGUACGAAUUGGGAGGCGCGCAUCGCUGUCAUUGCUCUGUCUCUGCUGGCGGCGACGCUCCUCAUCUUUGCCCAUGUCAUCUUGCUCCCGGCACGCGGCCAUGCUCCCGACUACCUCCGAUGGAAAGAGGAUGUCCACCUCCGCUCUGCCAUCCCUGCCCUGACGCUCUGCAUCAUCGCCGGAUUCCUCUCGCUCCUCCUCACCCUCUCGCCCCUCGGUGCACCAGCCCCUCCGGGCAGCUCGCUGAGCACCCGACUCACCCAGGCAGCCACGACUGCCGGGUCCAACCUCAACUCAGCCUCCCGGGGCGUCCAGCAGCUCGCCUCCGAGGCCGUAAAGUCGCUCGGCCUCACAUCCGCAUCAAACCCUUCUGGAAGCCCCAAGUUGCUCGACUCGCUCUUCUCUCGCAGCCCCUCGUCGGCGUCGUCCCAGUCGCUUCUCGACACGCUGCACCUCGACUCGCUCGAGUCGCUCGCCAAUAGGCUCGGCGUCAGCGCCGGCCGGGCCGAUGAGCUCUCAAAGGCCUUCGCUCAGCUCAGCAGCAGGGCAGAGGACUGGGCCCAAGGCAACGUUCGAGCCAUUGGCUGGACCGGCGCUCUAUUGGCCAGCACCGGCGUGUACCUGCUCCUCUUUGGAGGCGUCGGCCUACUGGGCUUCCUGGCCCCGGAUCGAGCCGCCUUGGCGGCCGGAAGCAAGAAGAAGCAGUUCUGA
Pseudozyma flocculosa PF-1 is the source of this 876-nucleotide messenger RNA. RefSeq lists its product as uncharacterized. The transcript has a single exon. NCBI's taxonomy places the organism in Eukaryota, Fungi, Basidiomycota, Ustilaginomycetes, Ustilaginales, Ustilaginaceae. The record is from RefSeq and is a predicted model, not a curated record. Bases 1 to 876 code for a protein of 291 amino acids.